This is a messenger RNA of Marchantia polymorpha subsp. ruderalis, 2836 nucleotides long. NCBI's taxonomy places the organism in Eukaryota, Viridiplantae, Streptophyta, Marchantiopsida, Marchantiales, Marchantiaceae. The record is from the annotation of a GenBank genome assembly.
CGAUCGAGGAAAGUCCGAAACCCUCGGCUGGCGAUGCAGGGCAUCGGUGCGCUGCUGCCUCCCACACAUGAAAGGAUCACUGGUUCUGAUCCACACUCCUCCUCCUCCUCCUCCUCUCGCAAUCUGCUUUUGAGGUUUUUGAGAUUUAAGAUUGCAACAGAGCAGCGUGCCAAAGUAGAAUGGCUGCGCUGUGGAGGGGCAUUGCACGAUCUGUCGCUGUUGCGGGAGAGGUGCGGAUGAUGGCGAGUCUGCCGGGGUUCUGUCUCUCUGGCCUCCGCUCCAGCGGGUCCCUGUCUUCAAGUGCUUCUCCCUUCUUGGUGUAUCGGCCCCUCUCUGCUCAGGUGACCUUGAGCACAGACGCUAACCGACAGCCGUCUGUGUUUCAGCCACGCUCCGCGCAGUAUGGCAAAGUCGCCUCCGUUGACAAAUUAGGGGAGGAGCCUUCUACUUCCUACCGGGCCCGACCAUGGGAGUCAAGCGCUCCAUCCAGGCGUAGGACUGAUAAUUAUCAGGAAAGAUCUGCAGAAAGAUCAGCCCCACCCUGGAAGCGGAAUAACUACCGGGACUCAGAGAGGGGGUCAGCGAUGGCGGAGAAUGGUCAGAGCAAUCGCAGGUUCGGCAAUCUUUCGAUCAAAAAUCGAGGGCCGCCUACCAACGGUCAUGCCAAUGGCCAUGUCAGCGACUUGCUCGAGGUGGCUGAGCCGCAACGAGACAGCCUUUUCACCCCAUACCGCAUGUCUCGGGAAUUCAGCUCGAGUGCUCUUCUCGAUGCCGAUGCUGAUAGCGAUGGUUCUGACAUGGACGUCGACGCUUACAAGAAACAGCAUGAUGUGACAACCUCUGGUAAGGAUGUCCCAGACCCUUUUAUGACCUUCGAGUCCACUGGCUUUCCUGCUAGUCUGAUGAAGGAGCUUCAGUACGCGGGUUUCGAUACCCCGUCACCUAUUCAAGCCCUGAGUUGGCCAAUUGCCCUGCAAAUGCGAGAUGUCGUAGCUAUUGCGAAGACAGGUUCUGGAAAAACUCUGGGUUACUUGUUGCCCGCGUUCCUUCGACUGCAAAACAACCGGCCCACGCAUCGUCAGAACCCGUCUGUCUUGGUGCUUGCGCCCACAAGGGAACUCGCCAACCAGAUCCGCGAGGAGGCUGUGAAGUUUGGGAGAUCCUCCAGGGUUAUGACCACUUGCGUCUGCGGAGGUGCCCCGAAAGGACCUCAGCUUCGCGACAUCCAAAGAGGAGUAGACAUCAUUGUCGCGACCCCGGGACGGUUGAACGAUCUCCUUGAAAUGGGGGCGGUGAACCUUCAACAUGUUUCUUACCUGGUUCUUGACGAGGCUGAUCGUAUGCUGGAUAUGGGGUUUGAACCUCAGAUUCGUGCCAUAGUGGAUCAAAUGCCCGUCCAGCGUCAAACUUUGAUGUAUACCGCGACUUGGCCCAAGGAAGUGCGAAAAAUUGCUAGAGAUCUGAUGACAGACCCGGUUCAAGUGAACGUUGGGAACAGUGAUCAGCUCUCAGCGAACAAGUCUAUCACCCAGCACGUGGAGAUAGUCUCCCGGUCGAGCAAGGAGAGGAGGUUGGAGCAAAUUCUCAAUGGUCAAGAGGAAGGAGCAAAAGUUUUGAUAUUUUGUUCCACCAAGAGAAUGUGUGAUGAGCUGUCCAUGAACCUUCGACGUGAUUUUGGCGCUUUGGCCCUCCAUGGAGACAAGUCGCAGAGAGAGCGUGACUUUGUACUUCAGCAAUUCAAGAGAGGAAAGGCAUCUAUCCUCGUUGCAACUGAUGUUGCUGCAAGAGGAUUGGAUGUCAAGGACAUCAGGCUCGUCGUCAAUUACGAUUUUCCUACCGGUGUCGAGGACUACGUCCAUCGCAUUGGAAGGACUGGUCGUGCCGGUGCGACCGGCAUAGCUCAUACCUUCUUCUCGAACGAUGAUUCCAAGCACGCAAGAGAGCUUAUCAAGGUUCUUGAAAGCACCAAUCAGAUAGUCCCGCCCGAGCUCCGACAGAUGGGUGGUGGACGAGGUGGCGACAGGCGAUCUGGUGGGGGAAGCAGAUGGGGUGGUGGCGGCGGAGGUGGGAACCGCAGAGAGGGUCAAGGUAGCUACUAUACAGGGAAGAGUAGCCAAAACUCUGGAUCCGGAAGUAAGUGGGGAGGACAGGGUGGUGGCCGGAAUGACAGGAAGAUGGCUUUGUGGUGAAUUUAGGUUUAGGAAGUUUUACAAACAGAAACGUAGAGUAGUGAACACAAAAUACACUGGCGAUUCUUAGGUGCUUUUCACGAGGACAGGUCUAAAAGAAAAUUGCAGUUUGGGCAGCCAGAGGAUGAGCUGUCGUGGCAUAUCGGAAUCGCGUGUCCUCUAUGCUGGGUAGAGACCCUGGCUACACUCUGAAGUAGCCAGUUGUGGUAGAGGUGGUCAACUUCGAGAUACUCUGAAGGGAGGAACCGGCGUUAUAUUGUUAAUGGCCAUCUUGUGCGGGAAAUUAUAGGGAACCAAAUUUUGAUCUGAACCGUUAACUCAGAGGGUGUUUCAAGUCAAAAUGUUCUUAGUAGUGUACUUGUAUAGUGGGGAUAGGCUUGGCACCCCAAGCUGUUAUCAGUGGAACAUUCGUUAAGAGCAUGGAUUCCAUGCGACUAUUAAUUCAACUGUCAGUAGUACAUGUACCACACUUGGGUUACACUCAGGAAGGAGUAGACGUGACAGAAAGUUACAGGACCUUCCAUGUAAAGCAUUCAAUCAAUUACAAUAAUAUGAUAGUAGGAGCAUUCGGUGAUUGUUAUGUUGCGCCUCGACGGAGCGCUAAUCGCGGUUGUCUUCUUAAUAUGAGUAAAGUUGUUUUUAUUGUU